Trichophyton rubrum CBS 118892 is the source of this 2490-nucleotide messenger RNA. RefSeq lists its product as uncharacterized. NCBI's taxonomy places the organism in Eukaryota, Fungi, Ascomycota, Eurotiomycetes, Onygenales, Arthrodermataceae. The record is from RefSeq and is a predicted model, not a curated record. The transcript is spliced from 2 exons. Bases 163 to 477 code for a protein of 104 amino acids.
UGUAAUCCCCGUAACUGCCAUGCUCCUCGUAAAUGAUGGGUUGCGGACAAGGCCUUUCAAGAUACGAUAGGUUUCAUCCCCAUCGCUCUUUGUGUCGUCGUGCAGAUAGGUUGGGCGGUCUUGGACUUGGUCGCAGAUCAGCUCUGCCACGUCGUUGGUCCAAUGCAUCAAACGACCUUUCUUGUCAAGAGUGAAAAGAAGCAAAAAUGGGGAGCAGAAAAAGUAACGGGCUUGCCAUGUUCAAGUCCGAAUGUUUGCCCAGUCAUCGCUUCUUUCGUCGUCUUCUGUUGUCCGCUCUCUUGUACUCCGUACUUCUUCAGCCCUUUGCUUUUUGUUUUUCUUCAUUCUCUUCUUGUCUUCAUCCUAUCUCUCCUCGUCAUUCCCUCCGUUUCCUUCCGCUUGACACACAUUCAAAACACCUGGAGGGCCAUACACUGCUACUGCAGCUGCAGCCAGAUGCGCCAAAUGAGCGACUAGCAUGGUGACAGGGUCUGGUCGAUGAGCUGGCAACGAUGCAUGCAUUCCACCACGUCUAGCGCCCCGCUUGCAUCUGAUAUACCAGCUCUGGUUGGGCCACGCCCAUCCCACCAUAAACACAUGAAAGCAAAACAAACUCUGGGGGAGCAACGGGACAGCCUAUCGAGCCAGAUGGCGAAUGGGACGCCGAGCUCGUCUUUUUGCCAAAGGGCGACUUGUUCUUCGUAAAUUUUGGCCUGAGCAGACUAUGGCAGUUAACUAGUGGCAGAGGAAUAAGUUAGCUAGCCAACAUAGUGGCCAAAUUAUGGGACAUUCGCAGCUGAGCCUUGAACGCCUCAGAGCGCCGUUGCAGAGGCUCAAGAGGGCUGUUGGCGGGUGGGACGGAGCAGUUUCAGCUUUCAGGUUGAUGAGGAAUCUGUAACUAGUCAGGCAGGCAUUCCACGGUGUCAGGCCGCUGCUGAGCCGUUGGCUCAUGUGGUCUCUCAUCUGAUGUCAUAGGAGGACACAGGAAGUACUCACUCCUACUGGGUGUCCACGUCUCUCCUUGGUGACUGUCCCGCAGCCCAGGUAACUGUUGUAGUAGCUGGCCGUUGAAGUCUUACUGCUGCUGCUGCUGUUGUCGUCGUCGUCGUCGGUGAAGGGCGAGGUUGAUGCGUUGACGUCCGUUUAAGCUUACUCGUUCUUCUGGAACGUCUUUAUAUCAACCUCAGCGAAGAAGGGCGGACAAGAGCCGGUGUACUCGACACAUGAUACCCGUGUUAAUAACUACGUUCCUAGGACUCUCCACCCUUCCCAUGACAGCCCUUAAGCGACUUCGACUUGAUUGUGCAUCUGGCAAGAUAUCCCUCUAUAUUCUACAAAAUGCAAUAAAUGCAGCUAUAUAAUAUCCUCGACCUAUACCUGGCACAAAAACACUUCUGGUUUCCUCUGAGGUGACAGGUGCCGCCUCAGAUACCCCUAGGCCAGCUUCCCUUACCAGGACGACCCUCCAUAUCACUACUUGGUCUGGCAAUAUCUAGGUCGGAAAGAAGGGGGAGUAUAGAGUAUCUAGGUUAUUGGCAUCUAAGAGUGCUCGAUCAUUGCAUUCCUGCUAAAACAGUCCGCUAUUGCUGCUAUCAUGCCAUCCAAUGUACUUUGGGGCGGUUUCAGAGAGUAGCUUUAGCGCAGAUGGCCAGGUGUGGUCUCUAUAGUUACCUAGGCGCACCCAAAGAUACAACGAGACUUCACGACUACUUUUCUACGUUGUAUCUCCCCAGCCACAACUUCGUCAGAUCCGUCCACAAAUGCCGUUACACGCCAGAGGCCUCUAGAGCCAAUUCUUUAAUCCAAACUCUUGACAUCUUGUCUGGGAUCAACAUGGAGAUAUAUGAACGAGUAGGAGAUGACUCUAAGCCCACCUUGCUAAACUUGUACAUCUUAGGAUUGGCUCGUUGAACAACAAUGAGCUUCAGAGGAAAAGCUAGAAAGAAUCAUUAUCCACGAUGAGUGUGGUAUCAUGGAUGGACUAGGUAGCCUACCCUAUGUAGAUCAAGGCCGUUGUACUUAUUACGAUACUUGCCUCAGCAAUGUUGAAACGUGGAAGAAGAUAUGCGACCUUCAGGUCGUUGUUUGCAAUUAUACGGAAAUUGUUGUUCAUUCAGGCUUUUUGGGGGUAGGUGCCCUCAAAAACAGCGUAGAGAUACUUGCAAAUUGUCAGGAUAUCUAAUAUGUAAGAUAAUCUCAUCUAUAUGUAACAAAUCGAGCUGCCAAUUAGAAUGCUCACGACAUCGAAAGAUGCAAGUCAUUUACUCGUGGACACAGGGUAUAUGAACAGCUAGCGAAGCUGGGAAAAGUGUGUCUGGGAUACGAGCAUGACACAAUCAAAAUGACAAGAGGUUAGCCAUGGAAGAUAGGUUAUAGGAACGAUAUAAAUAAUCUUUAUAUGGUUAGGGAUGAAGAAAGUAAACAUGGAGAAAAUCAUAAAUGCUUAAAGCAGAACCCAUUUCUUGUCUACUUCUUUUUGACCCUGUCGCG